Pteropus alecto (black flying fox) is the source of this 1122-nucleotide messenger RNA. RefSeq names its product M-phase specific PLK1 interacting protein (gene MPLKIP). The coding region runs from base 143 to 682 and encodes 179 amino acids. NCBI's taxonomy places the organism in Eukaryota, Metazoa, Chordata, Mammalia, Chiroptera, Pteropodidae. Gene Ontology annotation, cellular component: centrosome; midbody; nucleus. The transcript is spliced from 2 exons. The record is from RefSeq and is a predicted model, not a curated record.
UUAUGAGGCCGGAACCAAUGUGUGGUACGGCGCUGGCGGGCGGAGGACUGUUUUGGUUAAGAACCACAGAUCUCUGAAGGGUUAGUCGGGACAGUUCCGGGGGUAGAACGCGACUGUGAGGUCUUCGUCUUCAUCUCCAGAUAUGCAUCGACAGAAUUUUCGACCCCCGACUCCUCCUUACCCCGGCCCGGGGGUAGGAGGUUGGGGUAGUGGGAGCAGCUUCCGGGGUACCCCAGGCGGAGGCGGACCACGACCGCCCUCCCCUCGGGACGGAUACGGGAGCCCGCACCACACAUCGCCGUACGGGCCCCGGUCUAGGCCCUACGGGAGCAACCACUCUCCGCGACACGGCGGCAGCUUCCCCGGGGGCCGGUUCGGGUCGCCAUCCUCUGGCGGCUACUCUGGCUCCUACUCCAGGUCCCCCGCUGGGUCCCAGCAGCAAUUCGGCUACUCCCCGGGGCAGCAGCAGACCCACCCCCAGGGUUCUCCAAGGACAUCUACACCUUUUGGAUCAGGGCGUGGUAGAGAAAAAAGAAUGUCUAAUGAGUUGGAAAGUUAUUUCAAGCCUUCAAUGCUUGAAGACCCUUGGGCUGGCCUAGAACCAGUAUCUGUAGUGGAUAUAAGCCAACGAUACAGCAAUACUCAAACAUUCACAGGCAAAAAAGGAAGAUACUUUUGUUAACAUUUCUGAAAUUCAACCGGAAGCUUCAUGUGUCAGGAACAUCUUGGACAAAACUUAUACUUGUGUAAUUACGUUAAACCCUAACAUGGUGACUUUGAAUAAUUAUUUGGGUCUUCUUGGUAUUUUUCAUCUUAUCAAAUAUUGUUGGUAGUAGAAAAGACAUAUGGUGGGAUAAUUUGCAAUAUUUAGUUCUGGAAGUGCCUACUACAUUUUAGAAGAUUUACAUUUUCCAAAUAUUUAGCAUUCUUGGUUAUAUAAUGGACAUUUGUCUUUUAAUAUUUUUCCAUUGUCUUAAAACAUUUGGUCUUUCCAGCUAUAAUCGUGGUUCUGUCAUAUGCUAAAGAAGUAGAAUUAUUAAAAUAAUGCUUUGUAAUCAGUUAGUUAGAAUUCAUAGGUAAAUGUUUUGCCAACUACUUUGAAAAUAAAAUAGAUAAACCAUC